AUGGCUAUGAAGAUUACCGUCAUCGCCUUCGUCCUCUUGCUGCUCCACACAAUCAUCUCAUCAGAAUCAGUAUCCUUCAGCUUCGAUUUCAAGGAUGGCGUACCACCCUCCAUAAUCUUACAGGGCGAUGCCGCUCCAUACGCUUCACAGAUCCUUCUCACCAAAACGGAUAUUACAAAUAACCUUUCAAUGCCCCACAGCGCUGGACGAGCUGUGUACUCAACACCGAUCCAUCUCUGGGAUAGUGACACCGGUGAAGUUGCAGAUUUCACCACCAACUUCUCCUUCGCUGUAUCUUCCGGCGGUUCUGACCGUCGCGGCGACGGCUUGACCUUCUUCAUGGAGCCGAUAGAUGCCGCCCUUAGUCUCCCUGCGAAUUCAUCAGGCGGCUUUCUUGGAUUAUUCAGUCCUGACACUGCCUUGAAUUACUCACAAAAUAGCAUAUUAGCCGUAGAGCUAGACAGCUUCGGUAACGAAGAUUGGGACCCUCCAUUUCCUCACGUAGGAAUUGAUUAUAACACUCUUAUGUCAGUGAAUACUGAUCGUUGGCCUAUCGAUGUCGUGCCACCAGGUUCAAUAGGCAAUGCUCGUAUUUCAUAUGAAUAUAAGACCAAAACAAUGAAUGUGUCGAUUGGUUAUCCUGAUGUUCAAACUCCAACGUUUGUGUCACUGUCGCUAAUCUUUGACAUGAAGGAUGUUCUGCCGGAAUAUGUCAGAAUUGGGUUGUCUGCAGCCACUGGGGAUUUCGUUGAGAGCCAUAACAUUUUUUCUUGGUCUUUCCGCACGCUUAUUCCGCGAGAAAGCAGUUCAUGA
Molecule: messenger RNA, 813 nt
Organism: Neltuma alba
Lineage: Eukaryota; Viridiplantae; Streptophyta; Magnoliopsida; Fabales; Fabaceae
Product: agglutinin-2-like
Exons: 1
Coding region: 1-813 (270 amino acids)
Molecular function (GO): carbohydrate binding
Source: RefSeq, a predicted model, not a curated record